AUGAGCAAGGACGGGUCAGCACUUUUAAAUUCUGGCUUCUGGGGAAGCUUUGCGUUGGCACGGCUUGCAGCAGUACCCAUCUCAAAAUACCUUCCACCAUCCAAGAUGCUGUGUUUAGAUUUGGUUGGCUGUCUGUUGGGAUCGGCUGUACUAAUUUCACAGAUCAAAGAUGGUGAUUGCAGUGCUGCAGACUCAACAAAAUUGUGGGUGGGAACAGAUAUUUUUGGCAUCUCAACAUCUUCAGUCUUCCCAGCUGGCAUAAGCUGGGCAGAAAAUUUUGUGACUGUAUCAGGAAGGACAGCAUCUCUUUUUCUAGUCACAUCAAGCACCGGUGCAAUGUUGAUUCCACUAUCCGUGGGUAGCACAAUAGGG
This is a messenger RNA of Porites lobata, 372 nucleotides long. NCBI's taxonomy places the organism in Eukaryota, Metazoa, Cnidaria, Anthozoa, Scleractinia, Poritidae. The record is from the annotation of a GenBank genome assembly.